AUUAGGAACUCGUGAAAACAAAAGCCCUAAAUCUAUCUGAGGGCUGCAUUCCCGCGUAAAAUCCUUAAAUCGCCGGAGCUCCGACGGCGAAGCGCCGGAAAUCCCAGUUGGUAGAAGCACAUUGACAUGGGGACGUCAGUGCAGGUGAAGCCGCUGUGUGGAGUGUACAACGAGAAUCCGCUGUCGUAUCUAGUCUCAAUCGACGGCUUCAAUUUCCUCGUCGACUGCGGCUGGAACGACCAAUUCGACACCUCUCUUCUCGAGCCCCUUUCCAGGGUCGCUUCAUCUGUGGAUGCUGUGUUACUAUCACACCCUGACACACUUCAUCUUGGUGCUUUACCAUAUGCAAUGAAGCAAUUUGGAAUUUCUGCACCAGUUUUUGCAACUGAACCUGUCUACAGAUUGGGCCUCCUGACCAUGUACGAUCACUAUUUGUCUCGAAAGCAAGUAUCCGAGUUUGAUUUGUUCACCCUUGAUGAUAUUGAUUCUGCAUUCCAAAACAUCAUCAGAUUGACAUACUCCCAGAACUAUUAUAUGUCUGGAAAAGGAGAAGGCAUUGUUAUUGCACCCCUUGCAGCUGGUCACCUUUUAGGGGGCACAUUUUGGAAGAUCACGAAAGAUGGAGAGGAUGUUAUAUAUGCUGUCGACUUCAAUCAUCGUAAAGAAAAGCUUUUGAAUGGAACCGUUUUAGAGUCUUUUGUGCGCCCUGCUGUUUUGAUAACAGAUGCAUAUAAUGCUCUGUUGAGUAAUCAGCCCCCAAGACGUCAAAAAGACCAGCAAUUGUUAGAUGCCAUACUGAAGACAUUGAGAGCAGAUGGUAAUAUAUUAGUACCUGUCGAUACUGCCGGUAGAGUGCUUGAGCUGCUUUUGAUACUGGAGCAGUACUGGGAGCACCAUCACUUAACUUACCCCAUCUUCUUCCUGACAUAUGUUUCGUCGAGCACAGUUGAUUAUGCAAAGAGUUUUCUUGAGUGGAUGAGUGAUAAAAUAGCCAAGUCCUUUGAAGACUCACGAGAUAAUGCAUUUCUUUUGAAGCAUGUAACACUUCUAAUCAGCAAGAGCGAGCUCGAAAAAGUUCCUGAUGGCCCAAAGAUAGUCUUAGCAUCCAUGGCAAGUUUAGAAGUUGGAUUUUCUCAUGAUAUUUUUGUUGAUUGGGCUGCUGACUCAAAGAACCUUGUACUUUUUACCGAGAGAGGCCAGUUUGGCACACUUGCAAGAGUGCUUCAGUCAGAUCCUCCUCCAAAAGCUGUUAAAGUUACUAUGUCAAAGAGAAUCCCCUUGGUUGGAGAGGAGCUUGCUGCCUAUGAAGAAGAGCAAAACCGAAAAAGAAAAGAAGAAGCUCUUAAAGCUACUCUCAUCAAGGAAGAGGAAUCAAGAGCUACUCUUGGAUCAGAACAAGCUGUGGGUGACCCGAUGAUUAUUGAUGCUAAAAUCAAACAACCCUCUUCAAAUGGCGCUGCUUUACAACAUGGAGCAUUCAAAGAUGUAUUUAUAGACGGAUUUGUUUCACCCCCAUCUAGUGCUGGCCCCAUGUUCCCCUUCUAUGAGAACACAUUCGAAUGGGAUGAUUUUGGUGAGGUUAUUAAUCCAGAUGAUUAUAUGCGCAACGAUGAAGACGUGGACCAGGCAUCUAUGCAGGUUGGAGAAUUCAAUGGGAAGCUUGAUGAAGCAUCUGCCAGUCUGUUUCUGGAUGCAACACCAUCAAAAGUAGUAUCUUCUGAGCAAACUGUUUAUGUCAAGUGCUCAUUGGUCUACAUGGACUUUGAAGGCCGUUCAGAUGGCGGUUCAAUAAAAAAGAUUCUUAGCCAUGUAUCUCCAUUGAAGCUUGUCCUGGUGCAUGGGUCUGCCGAAGCCACUGAGCAUUUGAAGGAACAUUGUUUGAAAAAUGUGUGUCCACAUGUAUUUGCUCCUCAAAUUGAAGAAUCUAUUGAUGUCACUUCAGAUUUGUGUGCUUAUAAAGUUCAACUUUCUGAGAAAUUGAUGAGCAAUGUCCUGUUUAAGAAGCUUGGAGAUUUCGAAGUAGCAUGGGUUGAUGCUGAAGUAGGGAAGGCAGAAAAUGGCACAUUGUCUUUGCUUCCUCUUUCAGCCCCUCCACCACCGCAUAAGACGGUCUUGGUAGGGGACAUCAAGAUGGCAGAUUUCAAGCAAUUUCUUGCUAGCCAAGGGAUUCAGGUGGAAUUUGCUGGUGGAGCAUUGCGUUGUGGUGAGCAUGUGACCCUUCGAAAAGUAGGAGACUCGAGCCAAAAGGGUGGCGGUAAUAUCCAGCACAUCAUACUUGAAGGUCCGUUGUCGGAGGAGUAUUAUAAAAUUCGCGAUCAUCUGUAUUCACAAUUUUAUGCCCUUUAGAUCAUAAUUCAUCGUAUCACUAUGUAGGAAAUGCAACACAUCCUUGUAAACUUUCUGUAGCAUUAGGCAUGCCUCUGUUGCAGUGGAGUAACUUUUUUCAA
This is a messenger RNA of Salvia hispanica, 2447 nucleotides long. It is a transcript of the gene CPSF100, whose product is annotated as cleavage and polyadenylation specificity factor 100. The record is from RefSeq and is a predicted model, not a curated record. Gene Ontology annotation, biological process: mRNA 3'-end processing by stem-loop binding and cleavage. Gene Ontology annotation, cellular component: mRNA cleavage and polyadenylation specificity factor complex. Gene Ontology annotation, molecular function: RNA binding. Lineage: Eukaryota; Viridiplantae; Streptophyta; Magnoliopsida; Lamiales; Lamiaceae.